Molecule: messenger RNA, 1015 nt
Organism: Momordica charantia (bitter melon)
Lineage: Eukaryota; Viridiplantae; Streptophyta; Magnoliopsida; Cucurbitales; Cucurbitaceae
Product: nitrobindin heme-binding domain protein
Source: RefSeq, a predicted model, not a curated record
AAACUCAGAACCAUUUUGCCUUUUCAAAAAGAGGAAAACAGUGACGAUAUUCUCCCAUUCUGGCUAGUUGGCGGCGAGGAGUUUUGGGUACUCCGCUGGUAGGAAACUGAAAACAACGAUUCAAAGCAAACGAACUGAGAAGCCGGAGUCAACACAGCCAUAAAGAUGGACGGAGAACUACCGCCGGCGUCGGCUCCGUCGUCCAUUCACCCGGCCGUAGCACCGCUGUCAUUCUUACUUGGAACAUGGAGAGGCAAAGGCGAAGGCGGAUUUCCCACCAUUAAUUCCUUCUCCUACGGCGAGGAGCUCCAUUUUUCCCAUUCCGGCAAGCCAGUGAUUUCAUAUACCCAAAAGACUUGGAAGCUCAGUUCUGGAGAGCCAAUGCACGCUGAGAGUGGCUAUUGGCGUCCCAAGCCCGAUGGUACAAUUGAGGUAGUCAUCGCUCAAAGCACUGGUCUCGUUGAAGUUCAGAAAGGAACAUAUAAUGCAGAAGAGAAUGCGAUAAAGCUUCAAAGUGAGCUUGUGGGGAAUGCUUCUAAGGUAAAAGAAAUAACCAGAGUUUUUAAGCUGGUGGAUGGAGAUCUUUCCUACGUUGUUCAGAUGGCUACCGGCUCAACCAGUCUUCAACCACACUUAAAAGCCUUGCUUAGUAAAGUUUGAAGCAAAACAAAAUGGUGCAGAAAAAAGUUGAUGAAAGUUGUAGAUUUCACACUCAAAAUUUGGCAAACAUAUCAAAACAAAAGGACAAAAAGGGAGGAAAAAUUCAUCUGAAAUUUAAGCCUUCUUCUAAAAUAAACAAAAAUGGCAUGUGAAGAGGCCACGGAAUUGUGAGGAAAUGAAAAAGAAAAGAUGGCAGUGUGGGAGCAUAAGAGACAAGAUUUGGGCAUUUUAGCCAUUUCAAAACGCUCUAUUGAUUUUGAUUUGGUAUUUGGUGUAAACUGUAAAGGCAUCCAUCCAGCAAGUUGAAAUAUUGAUCGGUGAUUAUAAGAAUGUUAGUAUUCUCUUUUGUUGUUCA